AUGGGAGAUGUGUCCGAGGCUGAGCUGCUAACGAUGGGAGGUUGGAAACUCUCCUCGGUGGGCUACUGCAAAGCGGAAGGGUUUUGCAUGAUGACUAGCGGCAUUCGCCACAGCCUCGGAAAAGGAGCGCGAAUGUCUGUCAACCUUUGGGCGGCUUGCCAGCCCCAACUUCAUCUUAGAGCGGGUGAAACUCUGCUUGAUCUCUCCAAAAUCAGCACCGCAUUCUCAUAG
This is a messenger RNA of Protopolystoma xenopodis, 231 nucleotides long. The record is from the annotation of a GenBank genome assembly. NCBI's taxonomy places the organism in Eukaryota, Metazoa, Platyhelminthes, Monogenea, Polystomatidea, Polystomatidae.